Messenger RNA from Ochlerotatus camptorhynchus, 2176 nucleotides. Its product is annotated as gastrula zinc finger protein XlCGF26.1. The coding region runs from base 176 to 1816 and encodes 546 amino acids. NCBI's taxonomy places the organism in Eukaryota, Metazoa, Arthropoda, Insecta, Diptera, Culicidae. Gene Ontology annotation, cellular component: transcription regulator complex; chromosome; nucleus. Gene Ontology annotation, biological process: regulation of transcription by RNA polymerase II. The transcript is spliced from 12 exons. The record is from RefSeq and is a predicted model, not a curated record. Gene Ontology annotation, molecular function: chromatin insulator sequence binding; RNA polymerase II cis-regulatory region sequence-specific DNA binding; DNA-binding transcription factor activity, RNA polymerase II-specific.
AACAAAGAUUUUUUCUCCUGAUGCACUGCGAGGAAUAGUUGUUUGUAUUUAUAAUAGAAGUGCUAGGCAUAAAACUGCUAAAUUUGCACCGCGAUUUAAUUGAAGAAAAUCAGUUGAUCUUAGCGUUCUACUAACUAACAUUUGACCAAUGUUCUGAAAAGGUAUAACGAAAGGGAUGAUGCCGAAUUUCUAUGACAGCUCGCGCCCCACCAUGGUUCCCACCAAUUCGGCAAUUAUGGGAGCCUCUACAAAUGGUGGGGAGCAAAUUCCAAAAAAGCACCAAAUUCAAAUCCCUUUCGAUUUGGAAGCAACGCUGCAAGCAGUUGAUAACGAAGUUUUAGAAGGCGAGGAAGGGAGCUGUCCCAUUUGCAAUAAAACAUUUAGUCGUAAAACAUCACUUCUCAACCACAUACGCAAUCAUACCGCGGAGAAGAAGUACAUUUGCGAGUACUGUCAGAAAGGAUUCUCACAGCAAGCAAACCUUCGAAACCACGUUCGUAUUCACACAAAUGAGCGCCCCUAUGUCUGCAUUGAUUGCGGCAAAGCGUUUACUCAAAUCACAAAUCUAAAUAACCACAGACGAUUGCACACCGGUGAACGGCCAUAUGUUUGCAUCGAAGCAAACUGCGGUCGCUCGUUCGCUCAAGUGACCAACUUAAACAACCACAUGAAAACGCACCACAAAACCCAACAGUACGUAUGCAAUCAGUGUCCGAGACGAUUCUAUCAAGCCACUCAGUUGAACCUCCACCUAAUCUCGGAGCACAGCACUGCAAAGACCUUUUUCUGUCCCCAGUGUCCCGACAAGCGUUUCAAGUCUCAGUCACUCUUUCAGCACCAUUUGAAAAUACACGGCCCGAACUUUGGCUUCCCCUGCCCAAAGUGCGACGAGAGGUUUAUCCAAGAACCUCAUCUCAUACUGCACAUGACACAUCAGCACGGUGAUUACGCGUGCAGCAUGUGCUCGAUGACAUUCAACGAUGAAGUUUUGCUGAAAAAGCAUGUCCAAAGGCAUCUGGAUGGAAGGUAUCUGACCUGUCCCGUGCUCGGUUGCAGCGAGGGAUUCACCAUGAAAAAUCACCUCACCAAGCACAUGCAGAUGCGUCAUCCGGCUAUUGAUCUCAAGAAGGGACCCAUCACUGCGGGAGCAGUGGCACGAUCCCCGAAACAUUGCUGCCAUUACUUCAACUGCAACGAAUCGUUUGACAGUUCCGAGGGGCUUAGCAAUCAUCUCAGGACAACGCAUGGUUUACCGAUUCCAAUGCAGGAGGAUAAGAAACAGUUACAGCAUGUUGUUGCCAAUGGUGGUGGUGGUGGUGAUGGUCAAAUAUCAUCACCGUUGCAUCCGCCGCCGCAUUUGCUGGGAGCAAGCUUUCAAUCGUACCAACAGCAGAUCAUUGAAGCCCAGCAGCAGCAUCAUGCUGCCGGAAUCGAGAAGCAAAAGACUUACACGGUUUCCGAUCUUCUGAGCUUAAGCGAAGAAAUGCACCAGCACCAUCAACAGCAGCAACAGCAACAUCAACAGCAGCAACAGCAACGUGCUCAUCCCAAUGGGAAAACGGUCGAUGUCGAGCAAAACAUUGAAGACAGAGUCAACAACCUGAGUCGCAUCAAGACCGAGCUGCAGGCGAACAUGCAGAUUCAGAACCUUUUCGGCCUGACGAACUCGAUGUGCCUCAACGCGUCGUCGUUCCAACAGCAGCAGCAGCAACAUCAUCAGCAGGUGCCACCCAUAAAGCUGGUGUGCAACUUUUGCUACAACGUGUACAAGACGCCGCAAACGCUGUCGAGGCAUAUCGAAAAGUUUCAUAGUUAAUCUGGAUGAAAUGUUUCACGCCGUCGUUGCGUCGCAACACAUUCGGAACAUUAUACAAGCAAGCGGAAGAUGAUGAUACAUUUCUAUGUUGCAAACGACGAGUGAUGACGAAACUUUGCAAUAUUCGAAUCUUUCAGUUCGGAAGAAUUAUUUUUCAACAUCCGAUAAUAUCAUGAACAGGGACAAUCAGUUAUUUAUAUGGAAUUUUGGAUUAUUGGUAAAUGUUCUUGCUGAUACAGACUUGUGCAACACACCAUUCGCUUAAGUUUAUUCCAAAGUCAAUUAAACGUAAAAUCGCUCUUUUCUGAUAACCUAAAAAAAAAAACGAAACGAAAUGUUCCAAAAUGUGUUGCGACCGUU